Betta splendens (Siamese fighting fish) is the source of this 1300-nucleotide messenger RNA. It is a transcript of the gene hmgn3, whose product is annotated as high mobility group nucleosomal binding domain 3. Gene Ontology annotation, cellular component: chromatin; nucleus. Gene Ontology annotation, biological process: chromatin organization. Lineage: Eukaryota; Metazoa; Chordata; Actinopteri; Anabantiformes; Osphronemidae. Gene Ontology annotation, molecular function: nucleosomal DNA binding. Bases 139 to 492 code for a protein of 117 amino acids. The record is from RefSeq and is a predicted model, not a curated record. The transcript has 7 exons.
AGUGCAUAUAAUCAACAUAUUAUCGACGGUGCUUAGAUAUUGAUCCUGUAUUUCGAGGUAGUUCAAAUUCACCUCUCUUGGACCUUCGGCGUUGACCUCAAUUUUUCCGCGCUCGGGGAAGAACAAGUAAACUGUAAAAUGCCGAAGAGAAAGUCUCCAGAAGGCGCCGAGGGCAAGGAUGCCCCAAAAGUCACAAAACAAGAGCCCACCAGAAGGUCAGAGAGAUUGUCAGCGAAACCUGCUCCACCCAAGCCUGAGGCCAAGGCCAAGAAGGUCACUGUCAAGAAGGUGGCAGAUGAUAAGGGCGCCAAGGCAAAGAAAGGUGGCGCUAAGGGAAAGAAGGACGACGGUCCUGCUCAGAAUGGCGAGACCAAGACCAAUGAGAUCUACGUGUCUCGUCCGUCAGUCAGUGUGUCUUCUACCAGAAGCACAGCUCCCUCCAUGAUGUCAGUGAGAGGGCAGAGUGAGACAGUCAGAGUUAAGGGUAACUAAAGCGGCGGAGGAGGGGACCGAGGAGAAGGCGUAGAGACGCGGGCCCAUCCACCGACUUGUCCCCCGAUUCCAUGGCAGCAAAGCAUCUUUUUUUACUGACGAUUUUUGUACCAUGCCGAGUUUUUUUUAGAAUUGUGAUAGUAGAGACGGACAACCAGCAGUCCCACCCUGUGCAUCCACACUCCUAACAGCUCCAGAAGACGCUCCUCCGUCACGCGUUGCUAUACGGUCAUGCCUCUCACAAGCCGAAAGGCGAAAUGAAGUGGUUUCAUCCGGCGGCUGCAGAUGUUCUCCAUCCUGCCUGACGGGGACGGUUACGAUCUCUAAACCGGCUCUGUCGACGUUUGCAGUUAUUUUUAUCGACGCGAGACGAUCGUGACAACGAGGCGCCAAAUGAGACGCUCCGGCACGCCCUCCACCUCUCACUGGUUAGGGUGGAGAUUUGUGGAUGCGGAACCAGGUCCACAGUCUCCAUGGAGAACAUCUGCAGCACUUUAGGAAUCUCGCGUUUUUAGACUCAUCGCCACCGUGUUCCACAUAACUCCUUUUGUAUGUGUGUGUGUGUGUGUGUGUGCUGGAGUGAAUGUGUUUGUGGGUCACUGUGUUUGACUCCCCCCCCCAGACCACACCACCCCCGCCCCCUCCAUCCCACCCCGAACUCCAACACCUAUCCUGCAUCAGAGUGACAUAGCAAUAACGAGUGGUGCUUCUGUUCUAGACGACUCUUUUGGCUUUGGAACCUCUGGGCUUCUUUGAGUUUCAUCCUGUUGGGAGAAUAUUUUGAAAUAAAAGAAAAAAGUCAAUGUCA